Nymphalis io (European peacock) is the source of this 3827-nucleotide messenger RNA. Its product is annotated as zinc finger protein 846-like. The transcript has 15 exons. Lineage: Eukaryota; Metazoa; Arthropoda; Insecta; Lepidoptera; Nymphalidae. Gene Ontology annotation, cellular component: nucleus. The coding region runs from base 70 to 2082 and encodes 670 amino acids. The record is from RefSeq and is a predicted model, not a curated record. Gene Ontology annotation, biological process: regulation of transcription by RNA polymerase II. Gene Ontology annotation, molecular function: RNA polymerase II cis-regulatory region sequence-specific DNA binding; DNA-binding transcription factor activity, RNA polymerase II-specific; zinc ion binding.
UCCAUAUUUCUGUACAUUUUAUAAACAGUGAAAAUUUCAGUGUUUUUAAAUAUAAUCUACUUUUACAAAAUGGCUUUACAAAACAGUAUCUUUAAAAUUGAAGACUUAUGUCGAACAUGUUUAUCAAAAGAAAUUGAAAUGCUUUCUGUUUUCGAAAUACGCUUGGGAACUAUCACAUUGGACAGCAUAAUCGCAUCAAUUACAGGAAUAAAGAUUGAACAUGGUGAUGGGCUACCAUCAACAAUAUGUAACAUGUGUAAGGAAAAGGCAACCAAUGCUUAUGAAUUCAAAGCCCGCACGCAAGAAGCUGAUAUCCAAUUAAGAGGUCUUUUAAAAAGAGAAAAUACUGCACAAAUGAAUAAUGAUAAUAGUCUAGCAUUUGAGUCAGAGGCAGUCGAAGUGAAGACUGAACAGUUUGCAAGAGAAAAUCACGAUGACUACAUGGACAUAGAUCUCUCUCUGGCUCUUUCUAAUGUUUCCGAGACUUUUAAUAAUGUAGAUACGGUUAAAAAUGAAGCAGAAGAUCACUGUAAAGAUAUAUUUACGGCUCAGCCAACUCAAAAUGAAAAUUUAAUUAGUGGUAUUAAGAAAAAAAGUUUUAUUAUAGAUGGUAAUGAAACGGACAGCACAUAUUGCCCUGUCUGCGGUUCCAGUUUCCACGAUGCUGAAGGCCUUACGAAGCACGCCUGGGAGCAACACGCUGACCUCAUGGGACCAAAAAAACGAGGUCGCCCUAAGAAGCUACUCACCAGCACGAUACUCAAUAAAUUGUCUGAAAAUGGAUACAAUUUGAAAUACUUGCCGGAUCAAAAGCACAGUUGCGUAUUUUGUAAAGAGGAUUUCAAAACGAAAGAUGACUUAGUGACACACCUCGUACAACACAAAGAUGUAAAAGUAUUGAAUUGUCUGCUGUGUAAGAAGAUUUAUCUUGAGAUGAAAGAUUUCGAUCGUCACAAUUGCGUGCAAACAUCAGACGAAUUAAAUAAUUUAAAACCAGCUGAACCUCCAGAUGUACCAAAAGAAGAGCGAAAGGUCAACCUGUCUACUGAAGUGUUGUUGCAAGAUCUACUGAUGACUAACAGAGAUGCUGAGUCUGGAGGCAUUGAUUUGUGUGAGGAGUGUGGAGCUGUAUUCAUAUCCAGCGUCGAGCUUGGCAAGCAUCGUGAUCGAGAACACCCCGAACUCUCCUCGCGAUGCCAUCUCUGUGAUAAGGUAUUCGCUACUGUGAAGAGCGCGGCUCGUCACAGAGCGGUGUGCGCACGAGUUGAACGUUCAUUCGCAUGCGCGUCGUGCGGGCUGCGUUUCGCGCACGAAGUUUCACUCAAUAAGCACAUAUUGCGCGCACAUACGGGUCAGAGUGUGUCCGUACGUUUCAUGGACCGCGACAGAGCACCGCCGCAGCACAGAUGCGAUACUUGCAAUAGACGCUUUUACAGAAAAGAUUUGCUAGCAAGACAUGCGAAGAUACACAAGUCUAUAGAGAAAUGUUUCGAGUGCGACGUCUGCAAUAAGAAGUUCCACAGACGAGACAAUCUGAGGGCACAUAUGCGCGUCCACGAGAGUACCGGCGCAGGUGUAGAUGGAACGAGCAGCAGUGCCAGCCUGUGCCUGUACUGCGGUCGAAGUUUCUCGAAUUCCUCGAACCUCAUUGUGCACAUGCGCAGGCACACCGGCGAGAAACCAUAUAAAUGUGAUUUUUGCGGGAAAGGUUUUCCUCGUUCGUCUGACUUGCAAUGCCAUCGUCGCUCGCACACUGGAGAGAAACCCUGCAUAUGCGGCGUCUGUGGCAAAGCGUUUGCACGCAGUAAUAAACUGUCACGUCACAUGCGCGUACACACGGGUAUGAAGCCCUACAAGUGCCCGUACUGCGAGAAGGCCUUCUCCCAAAGCAACGACCUCAAACUACACGUGCGGAGACACACGGGCGAUAAGCCCUAUGUAUGCGAACUGUGCGGAGACCGUUUCAUACAGGGGACAGCUCUACACAACCACAGACGUGCGCACGGACAUUUCCCGACUGCGUCUGCGCCGCCACUCGCGCCCAUUGUCUACACUGUUCAGAGCAUCACACAGACGCAUUGAUCAUUAUUCAUUUAUUGUCAUUAGCUUUGUUAGCAAUUAUACAGACUAUAUAUCGGUCGAUGAUAUAUCUUCGAUAACGGUAUAUUUUAUUUCAGUUCAUUAGCUUACAAAUUAAAAAAAAAAAAUUAGUUUAACUGUUGCUUGUUUCAAUAACCAUGAAUGAUGAUUGUUGCAUUCGUUCAGUGUUUUCUCAUUUUUGUUAUUUGUAUAUAGUAAGUUGAAAAUAUUAUUGAUACCAUUUUGUUAAUAAUAUUUUGAUAUGCUUGUAUAUAUCAAAUACAACUACGUUAUACACGUAUUUUUUAAUUCUAUUUUACUGCCAGUGGUGAAGUAAAGUCUUCUACGCCCAGAUGGUUAGCCCGCCUAAGUUGGGAGGUUCUCGGGAUUCGGGGUACUGUAGCCCCAGCGACUCUUACGGCGGGGGGAGAUGUGUACAUAGCGUCGAUUGCCUCCUCUCAGGUCUUUGGCGGAGAGGGUCACUAGCUUCCACCAGGAACCGGUGCUCUUCCGCGAGCAUAUACACGUGUCUGGAACGGGGAAAGGCUCCCCAACCAGGCGCAGAAAAAGCUGCGGCAGCAUCGUUUACGUCACGGGGGCGCCGUAGGUGUGGAAUUUUCCUCGCACCACCACAAUUCCGUGGAUGCUCUUUGGCCACAGUAAGGUCGAUCCCCCACUCCACCAUGGACAGCAGCAAUAGGUCCUGAGCUCCGGCGCAGUAGUUGAUAUUCGUCUGAAGGCAUACUGAUGAGACUGAGGAGGAAUAAGAGCUUCCUCAGUGUGGCGCCAUCCGACGUUGGUGGCAAUCUGGAUGCCUAAGACUAUCUAACCCUCCGUGAUAAACUCCGUCACCUUAAUAUCCAUCUUUUAUGCGGCGGACAUUUUCCUGGAUCAUCGAGGGCAGAAUCGUCUCAAGCGGUGCCGGUGGAGCAAAUGGUGGCAUCCACUUAGAUGCGGGUGCUGGUUUUGAUGGUGGAGCCGGGCGCGCAGCAUAUACGCACAGGCGGCCUCCAGUGCGUAUAUCGGUACAGUUUGUUGCAUCGAUUUCCGUCUCCUAUCCGCAGCUAACGGAGGGCGGUGCACCUUCGCAGGCCGGAGGAUCAGUCCAGCCGAUCGGGCGUUAAUCAUAACGCCGACUAACGAGACUAGAGUCCACCGUAGUCCGAAUCUCCGCGAACUCCCGGCGGUAAGCUUUUAAAUCGGCCUUGAGGCUUUCAAACACCACUAUCGGCACGGAAAUUUCGCCUCUUCUCCACUGUCCACAAAGGCUGGCUAAAGCCCCACCAUCUAGUAAAGUUUAAAGAUUCAUUGAAAUUUAAAUGCAUAUAAACAUGUCUCUUUGCACUUAGGGAAAGCGAAACACUUUUGUCCAGCAAACAAUAUUAACGGAUGUCUUAUGUUACUAAGAAAAAUAAUGUUUUAUUUAUAUUCUUGUAUUAGACAGAUUUUUCAAAAUCACAAACAAAAUGUUUCGUUCGACUGUAGUGCUUGUUAUCUUUAACUGCAAAAAAUCCAAAUGACGUUUUAAGUAUUAAAUCGACGCUAUCAAAGGUAUUUUCUUUUAUGUAUAAGAUAACGAUUCCUUGUUAAAUCUAGUCUAAAUCUGAUGAAUUAAUUUUAUUAGGUCUAACAUAUUGUAGCUAUGAUAUAAUAUUUUAUUGUAUUACAUCACAAGUUUUGUGUAAAUAAGCUAUUUAUAGUUUAACAUUUAUGUAUUUUACUUAAGUGAUAUAUAUAUAUACGUGACA